GGUGUGUUAAUCCACAGGUGUAAUGUUUUAUAUGAUAGGUAUCAUGACAAAACUUUGCUUGGUUGUAAAAAUGGUGAGGUGAUGUCGCCUAAUCAGUUAAUGUGAUUGUGAGGCCUGAUGACUUUGUUUUUGUUACAGAUAAGUCAGCUAAAUGUAGAGAAGAGCCACAAGGGACAGCAGAACCAAAAGGGACAGCAGAUAGAUUUUCGAGUACAGACUUAGGGACAAAAGAAAGUGGCCCCAAGCAGGUGUGCCUUCCCCAGUAUCCCCUCAUCCUAUUUGGUAAACAGAAAAGAGCUUUCAAUAAGAGCUGGUUCGAGCAGUUUAAAUGGCUGGAGUACUCUGAAGCCACCAACUCAACAUUUUGUUUUCCAUGUCGUCACUUUGGAAGGCAAAACAUUCGUACCUAUAAAGAUGCUCUCCUUAGUUUUUCUGGUUUUUCAAACUGGAAAAGGGCUUUGGACUCCUUUCGUGAGCAUGAGAAAAGUGACUUCCAUAAGUCAAGCAUGACAUGUUGGCAAAGCUUUAAAAGCACAGGGACUCAUGGGGAUGUUAUUGAGCAGCUGAAUACUGCAAGCGCAGAACAAAUAUCAGAGAGGCGCCAAUACCUUCAGCGCAUUGUGAGUGUGAUCACAUUUCUAGGGAAGCAAAACGUUCCAUUUCGCGGGCAUGAUGAGCAGGAGACUAGCAAUAAUCAAGGCAACUUCCUGGAAUGCAUGAAACUCCUGAAAAAAUUUGACCCAUUUCUCAAAAAAUAUUCACCUCCUAAAAAUGCCACCUACCUAUCACAUCCAUCACAAAAUGAAAUUAUUUCAAGCAUUGCACAAGAAAUAACUGAAAAUAUCACAAAACAAAUUAGAUCCUCCACAAUGUACUCUGUGAUGGCAGAUGAAGCAAGAUAUCACCAUACAGAGCGGCUAGCAGUAUGUGUUCGCUUUGUCACAAUGGAAGGUUCCCCAAGCGAAGCUUUUCUUGGACUACACAAGCUAGAAAAAUUUGAUACAAAAUCUAUUGCAGAUGGAAUAGAGGCAGUGGUGCAGUCUCACAACCUAGGGGAUCUCAAGUGUGUUGCACAAACCUAUGAUGGAGCAUCAGUGAUGAGUGGAGCAGUAGGGGGUGUACAGGCCUACUUCAAAGAACGACACCCUGAAGCAGUGUAUGCACACUGUUACGCACAUGAGCUUAACCUAGUCCUGUGCCACACAUGCAAAGCUAUACCUGAAGCUGCUGCAUUCUUUGACUUGCUUGAAAACAUAUACCCAUGUUUCAGCAACUCACUCAUUAACCACAACAAGUCCAUUGAAAUCCAGAACCAACUUGGAUUACACCCAUCUGAACUUUUGCAACUCUCCAACACAAGAUGGGAAAGCCAGGUGAGGUCUGUAAAAGCUGUCAUGAACAACCUUCCUGCCAUUCUUGCAUGUCUCAGGACCAUGAAGACUGCCACAGCCCAAGGGAUCUUGUCAAAUCUCUGUAAACCAAAGACAAUCUACAUGUUAGUGAUGUUUGCCAAACUCCUUAUGAUAACUGAAUGUUUCCAUCGAUACCUGCAGGGGGAAAAUUUCCGCACAAGCAGUAGUGUUGAAGAUCUUUUUAAAAGUGCCAUGACCAUAUGUGAGGAAAAUCACAUCCAGCUUCCAGUUGGUCCCAGGAAAAAACAUAAAAUAAUGGAUGAUUUUGUGGUGGAGUCAGCCUGUGGGGCAACUUCUAUUCUGACCACCCCAGAUGAGUUUAGAAGACAACUUUUGUAUCCAUGCUUGGACAGAAUGAUACAGGAGCUCACUCAUCGGUUUUCAGAUUUGGGGGAAGAACUUAUGUCAGGUAUUCAAGCCUGCAAUCCAACUACAUCAACCUUUCUUUCUGAAGAGGCUCUCAAAGGUCUUGCUAACCAUUAUGGAAUUAAGCUGAUGCAAGAAGAACUCCUGGUGGCAAAACAUGUCGUCAAGAAAUGGCUGGAGAAAGAGAGAGAUAAAACAACCCCAGACACAGCUACAGAAGAAAAUCAAAGACUGGACAUAGCCACUGUGUUCAGGAUUCUUGACAGAGAAAUGUUUCCCACCUUGAAAGCCGUCCUCCAAGUUGCCCUCACAAUCCCCAUAAGCAGCUGCAACUGUGAACGCUCUUUCAGUGUUUUACGCCGUCUCCACACAUGGUUGAGAAGCACCAUGGACCAAGAAAGACUGAAUGACCUUUUCAUUAUGUCAAUUGAAAAGGAAACUCUGGACGUCAUAACCCCUGAACAAAUUAUUGACAGAUUUGCUAAACUAAAGCCACGUCGCCACAGCCUUAUUUUGCUACCAUUACAAAAAAAAGUAGGGGAAAAAGAUGGUGAUGGAGAGGUGUGGGGCCACUGA
This is a messenger RNA of Nothobranchius furzeri (turquoise killifish), 2354 nucleotides long. Lineage: Eukaryota; Metazoa; Chordata; Actinopteri; Cyprinodontiformes; Nothobranchiidae. The record is from RefSeq and is a predicted model, not a curated record.